CGUUGUCUGCAGUACAAUCGUUUCGAAACGAAACCAUCCAAAUCCAUUUCUACCAUGAAGGUCUUCAUUGCCUCCGUUGCUCUGGUGUUGCUGGCCGUCGCUGAAGUAUCCUACGCCGGUGGCGUUGUGGCGGGUGGCUACGCCUCGGCCUGGCCAGUGACUUCGUCGGUCGCAUACCCGGCCUACGGAGUGUAUGGCAAGUCGGUGCUUCCGUGGUCUGCUAAGUCGUACUCGUACCCGGCGGCCUACAACAGCUGGCCAGUAGCCAGUAAGGUGGUGUCGUACGCAGGCCCAGCCUGGUAUGGGGACAAGCUGUGGAGCUACGACCGAUACGGAUAUGGCAGCGGCUACGGCUAUGGUGGCUACGGAUAUGGCGAUGGCUGGGGCUACGGCUACGGCAAGGCGUACCCAUCGAAGUACUGGUGGUAA
This is a messenger RNA of Anopheles bellator, 429 nucleotides long. Its product is annotated as prismalin-14-like. The record is from RefSeq and is a predicted model, not a curated record. Lineage: Eukaryota; Metazoa; Arthropoda; Insecta; Diptera; Culicidae. The transcript has 2 exons. The coding region runs from base 55 to 429 and encodes 124 amino acids.